This is a messenger RNA of Patella vulgata (common limpet), 2539 nucleotides long. Its product is annotated as tripartite motif-containing protein 2. The record is from RefSeq and is a predicted model, not a curated record. Gene Ontology annotation, molecular function: ubiquitin-protein transferase activity; zinc ion binding. NCBI's taxonomy places the organism in Eukaryota, Metazoa, Mollusca, Gastropoda, Patellidae. Gene Ontology annotation, biological process: positive regulation of DNA-templated transcription. The transcript has 3 exons. Gene Ontology annotation, cellular component: chromatin; nucleoplasm. Bases 312 to 1610 code for a protein of 432 amino acids.
UACAAAGAUAAUAAGACGGAAAUAUUUCAACAAGGUGUCAAAGUACCUUCUUUUGUUGUUAGUUGCAGUCCUUAUUUCCAAGUGCUGAAAUGGGGCCUUGUUGAUCAGUCUAUGACGAAGUUGAAACUUGGCACUUAUAGUCAAGAAUCAAGAACCUACCCCUUUAGAAGAAUCCACAAGACUAAAGCUACAGACUACAUGUGUUUACAUGUUCAUCAUGGAAGUUGUGAAUUAAAGUACUGUAUUGUAACAGCUCAAAUUAGAUAUAGGCCUAACUUAAGUUUAAGAAUCACCAGCUUCAACCUGCAAAAAUGUCAACUUCCAGUAUCACUUCCGGGGUCAAUUGUUGCGGAAUCUGUUUGGAUGAUUUUACUAAACCCAAAACGAUCGAUUGUUGCCACACCUUUUGUGAAUAUUGUCUGUUUGGUUAUGUGGCUAAAGUUGUUAAAAACGGGAUAUUCCCUUGCCCGACAUGCCGUCAGAAUAUUACACUCCCUUCAGACGGAGUUAAAGCUUUCCCAGCCAAUGUACAGAUGGGAAAUUCGGCAGAUGAUUCUCAAAGUCAACAACAUACGAAAGAAGAAGAAUUACAAGCAGCCGCAUCUGUGUGUCCACAACACAAGAAAGACAAAGAUUUAUAUUGUAAAGAUUGUAAUCUUACACUUUGUUACAAAUGUUUCAUAACUGGUCAUCAAGGCCAUGUGUUAACAAAUGUUGAAGAUCUUGCUGAUCCAUUUCGACUGGAACUGCAACAAAUGAAGAGCACCAUUGGACAAAACAUUGUACAAAUCAACGAGAAUAAAGGUUUAGUAAUAAGUGCCAUGUCGCAGUUAGUCGAUUCCUCGGAGGCAGAGUGUAACAAGGUCGAUCAGCAGGUAGACAAAAUUUACCACGUUCUCAAGGGUGCGGGGGAAGAACUGAAAACGAAGAUAAGAGAACAAUGUACUGAAAAAACGUUGGCGUUAAACGGUGCGCUGGUUGACUUGGAAGACUUAGGCACUAAGCUGGAAGAUCUUGAGAACGCGACGACCCGUGUGGAGAAUUCCAUGGUUCAAGAAAUUCUUGACACCACUCCUAUUAUAAGACAGCAGAUCGAAGAUUAUACAGGUGGGAGUUUUAUCAUACCAGAUAUAGAUUGUCCAAAUUUUGAAGAAGGUGAGAUAGAUAGCGACGACCUAUCGGAACAACUAGGGAAGCUAAUAGGCCUAACACCAAGUGAUGACUCAGGAAGUGGUGAGUCUACUGAACUGGAGACAGACGGACCAGAUGCUCAUGAUACUACCGAGAAUGAACCAGAAGAGAGGACUGAUUCAACUUCAUCUAUCCAGCUACUCCAUUUGAUACAAUCGGAUAUGGUGUCGCAGGUUCAGUCAGAUAUGAUGGCUCAGUUUCUGCGUACAGUUGUACCUGUGACGUCACAGAAACCAGAAGAUCGCGGCGUGCUUCAUCCUAACGUUCUAUGUGAUGGGUGUGAAGGCAAGGUCUAUGGUGUAAGGUUUAAGUGUUGUGUUUGUCCGGACUAUGACUUAUGUUCAUCUUGUGAAGGAACAGGUUUACAUACCCAACAUGAUAUGAGGCAGAUUUUAACCCCUCAGGCCACGAAACGUUGAUGCAAAAUUAAUGAGCACUGGGCACCGCGGCUCUUUCUUUGCAAAAGAACAACACAGAUUUAAUGUUAUGAAAACAAUUUCCUGUUUAAAGACGGUGUGAGUGAAAUGUUUAGUUUAGUUAUUCGAGACAAUUUAUUUUACAUAAGGUAGACAUAUCACCAAUUUCUGAUCAGGGGUGUAUCUAGAUUUGGGUACCUGUAUACAUGUACAUUUAAAAUCAGGUUCGUUCAAAUCCUGUAAUAAGAUAAGGCUCUUUUUUUUCUGACAAUAUCUAACUGGACCCUAAGCCUACUCAUCUUCUUGUUAGAGAAGGCGACGCCACAGGCACUUGAAGGGAUUAAAAUAAAACUUCUUACUACUAUUUGACUAUAUACUACAAUAACAACAGUAUAUAGUCAAGCAGUAUAUAGUCAAAUUGAACAACUAGGCCCCAUUAUUUCUUCCCAGGCAGUACAAAUAAAUUAAGAACCACCCACCAAAUACAUGUAAUUUAGCCCCCAAAGGUUAAGCACCAGUUUUACUAAUCAGAGAACCAAAAACCAACAAACAGAUGUGACUGUGUUUAUUAUCAAUAUAUCCUACAUAUUUACAAUAUUUGUAAUUAAAUAAUUUUCAAAAAAUAAAUUAUUGGUCUUUAUACAAAAUAUCAGUGAUUCUUUAUAAAUCCAUAUAAAAGAUAAAUAAAUAACAGCAGUUUUCAACUAAGGUUGACUAUACAGCUACUUUUGUGGUUUUUUUUGUAAAACUCAAUGUAAAUGGGGUGUUAAUGGGAAGGGUCAGUCUGAUGUUCAUUGACUACAUAGGAAAUAGGAAAUCAUGACCAAAAGGAAGCUUCGGAAAUAAGGAAGGAGUGUGCAUAUAAAAUUAAAUAGUUUUGGAUUAAGGGUUGCCUCUGACUACACUCAUACCACCUUUACAGGUGUUGCAAC